AACUUCCUUAAAUAAUUAUAAUCAAACAAAAUAGCAAAACAACAAUUAUCUUUAUAAGCGAAGAUAACGUAAUCAAGUGGUGUGAAGACAGCAUAACACCAGUGCCCCCCCACAUAGCCACAUUGACAGUCCUGCAGUCGUAAACAUUGCUAUAUUUACAAUGAGUAAAGUAGAUCUAAUAAACCAGGAUUUAGUUAGAGAGAGGGGCACAUGUGAGUUUGACAUCGAAGAGUUGACAUAUUAUCUGGAUGGAGAUGCCGCAGCAACGGCAAACAGGAGAAAGUUAGAGGACAAAGUGCUGAGUACUGAAGGUCUCUUCGAUAAGGUACCAGAGGACUUCCUCAGUCAUAAAGAGAAGUACGAGAAUGCUGUACGUAAGGCUGUUCUGUUCUACAGAGCGCUGCAGAAUGCUCUCGACCCAAAUAUGAGUGAUCAGGAGAAGGCUUCUACCACUUACCGCAGCCUGCUCCCAAGUGCGGUGUUCAAAGAACAGAGUCCCUUCACUCUGCACGUAGCCAUGUUCAUACCAGCUAUACUGGGACAGGCCAACGAGGAGCAGAAGAAGUACUGGUUACCGAGGGCCAGCAAAAUGGAAAUUAUUGGCACUUACGCACAGACAGAGCUCGGCCAUGGUACGUUCAUAAGAGGAUUGGAGACUACAGCUACUUACGAUCCGAAAACCGAAGAGUUUGUUUUACACAGCCCCACUUUAUCGUCAUAUAAAUGGUGGCCUGGGAGCUUGGCCCACACCGCCAAUUACUGCAUAGUAAUGGCUCACCUAUACAGUCAAGGCAAGAGUUGUGGCAUCCAGCCCUUUAUAGUUCAGCUCCGUGAUGAAGAGACCCAUAUGCCUCUCCCUGGGAUCAAGCUCGGCGAGAUUGGAGCUAAACUUGGAUUCAAUACCGUGAACAACGGAUUUCUUGGUUUCGAGAACCACAGGAUAGCAAGAGAUCGAAUGCUGAUGAAGAAUGCUCAAAUUGCAAAAGAUGGGACAUUCACAAAGUCGGCCAACAACAAACUGACUUACGGCACCAUGGUGUACGUGAGAGUGGUGAUCGUGAAUGGCAUGGCCAACCAACUAGCAAGAGCAGCCACCAUAGCUGUCAGGUACUCCGCAGUCAGGAGACAGUCGGAGCUGAAGCCAGGAGCUGGUGAGCCUCAGAUUAUGGAUUACGUAACACAACAGCACAAGCUCUAUAUCGCUAUAGCGUCUAGCCACGCGUUCAGUCUAAUAGCUAAGUGGCUCUCCGGAAAGUAUUACAAAGUAACCGGGGAUCUGGAGAAGGGGAACACUGAUGAGCUGCCUGAGUUGCACGCCACAGCCUGCUGCCUGAAGGCAGUGACGACAUUGGACACUACAGCGCUGAUCGAGCGCUGCCGGCUGUCCUGCGGCGGCCACGGGUACAUGCUGAGCUCGAACCUACCGCAAAUAUACGGCCUGGCGACCGCAGCCUUUACCUAUGAAGGAGAGUUUACUGUGUUAAUGUUGCAGACUGCCAGGUCUUUAGUAAAAGCUUGGGAGCAGGCGUUGGCUGGAAAACCUUUGAGACCCACAAUGUCUUACUUAACAGAGAAGAAACAGACGGCAAAGUGGAGCAAUUCUAUCGAUGGGAUCAUUGAUAGCUUCCAAAGAGUGGCUGUGGGGAAAUUAGAAUCAGCCGUGGCAAGUAUUAAAAAAUACUCGAAACAAGGCAUGGCCCCCGAGGAUGCCUGGAACAUGUCGUCAGUGCGACUAGUGGCUGCGUCUGAGGCCCACGGCCGCGCAGUAAUGCUAUCGACAUACAAGUCGGAGUUGGAGAGGACGACUACCUCUCUCUCGGAGCCGCUGAGGAGAGUGCUAGGGUAUCUGUUACACCUGUACGCUGUUUACUGGACCCUGGAGAAAGUUGGUGACCUGCUGCUGUACACGUCAAUAUCAGAAAGUGACAUCCAGCAACUGCAGGAUGUCUACGAAGACCUCUUGGGCAAGGUGCGCCCCAAUGCCGUGGGACUGGUCGAUGCUUUCGAUUUCAGAGAUCAGAUCCUGAACUCGGCACUGGGCGCGUACGACGGCCGCGUGUACGAGCGGCUGAUGGAGGAGGCCCUCAAGAGUCCGCUCAACGCGGAGCCCGUCAACCAGAGCUUCCACAAGUAUCUCAAGCCCUUCAUGCAGGGGAAACUGUAACUGAAUUGUUUACCUAAGUCUUCACAAUACAUUAAAUAUGUUUUCUUUUAAAAUUUUGUAUGUCGAGAACUCAUGACCUAAUUUUGUAUUUUUGUAACAAGUUUAUUGUACGUAUGCAAAUGGUUCAUGUUGUAAAUAAAUAAAUCAGUAUUACAGUA
This is a messenger RNA of Trichoplusia ni (cabbage looper), 2322 nucleotides long. RefSeq names its product probable peroxisomal acyl-coenzyme A oxidase 1. The coding region runs from base 161 to 2164 and encodes 667 amino acids. The transcript has 13 exons. Gene Ontology annotation, molecular function: FAD binding; fatty acid binding; acyl-CoA oxidase activity. The record is from RefSeq and is a predicted model, not a curated record. Gene Ontology annotation, biological process: fatty acid beta-oxidation using acyl-CoA oxidase; lipid homeostasis. NCBI's taxonomy places the organism in Eukaryota, Metazoa, Arthropoda, Insecta, Lepidoptera, Noctuidae. Gene Ontology annotation, cellular component: peroxisome.